Oppiella nova is the source of this 2253-nucleotide messenger RNA. NCBI's taxonomy places the organism in Eukaryota, Metazoa, Arthropoda, Arachnida, Sarcoptiformes, Oppiidae. The record is from the annotation of a GenBank genome assembly.
CCGAAUGAGCAGAUAAUAGACACCAUUAGGAGGGAAGUGCUCGAAGAGUCCGGUUUUGAGAUGGCGCCGGUAGAUUUAGUUAUGAUUGAGAGCAUCGGCAAUAUAUUUAAUUUCAUAUACUCUGGUCGUGUCAUCGGUGGUCAACUAAAGACUGUUGAGGACAGUGAGUCAAUUGAGGCCAAGUGGUGGUCUGAGAGUGACAUGAGUUCAUUGAAUCUGCGAUACGACGACAUUUUGGAUGUGAUAAGUGUUGUCCGCAAUCAUAACACAUCUCUGGCAGAGAUUUCAUGUCAUAUCUCACGAUUCAUUGCCAUUGAGGCCCACAAUAGGAUGUUAUUAAGAGUGGUAUUCACUGCCACUAAAGAAAACAACAGUCGAUACGUACUGAUCAAAAAAGUGCCGUCCCCUCAACUACCUCAAAUAUUUAUCACUGAAUACCUGAUUGACAAACUCGAGGGUGUGUUGUCAGUUGAACACAACGGAGUUCCCCGAAGUCCACAGGACUCACCCCACGACGGCCUCUGUAUCACUGUCUUAGCCAUGAGUCGGGUGCCGUAUGAAGAUAUGAACCCAAUUACUGGUGAUUAUGAAUGGAUGCAAAUGAGUCGAUCACUGUGCGCACUGCUCACCCGUUGUCUCGACAAUCCUAUGACAGAGUUAAUUCAAUGGAGAAGAGUGUCCGAAACGGGACCCAUUAAACCGAUUGUCAAGCAAACCGUUGGUUAUAUCGGGGGCGCCGUUGUAUUCAAUGAGGACAUGGAUGUGCUGUUGAUUCAGGAGUCAAAAGCCUCAUGUCGUGGCAAAUGGUAUCUCCCUUUGGGUAAAAUUGAAACAAACGAACAGCUCAUGGAUGGCAUAAAGAGCGAAGUACUCGAAGAAUCAGGUCUUGAGAUCGAACCGACAUCUUUGGUUGUCAUUGAGACUGAAGGGAGCGCUUGGUAUAGGUUUACAUACACUGGACGUGUCAUCGGUGGUCACCUCAAGACUGUUGAGGACAAUGAGUCAAUUCAGGCCAAGUGGUGGUCUAAAAGAGAGCUAAAAUCAGUGGAUUUUCGGUGUAAGGAUAUCGUGGACCUAAUAUAUUGUGUCCGAAAAUAUCACAAAUCGGUUAAUACUUCGCAUAACUCAAGACUUCCUGCCAUUAGAGCUCACAAUGAGAUGCUUUUAAGAGUUGUAUUGACUGUCAAUAGGAAAUCAAAAUGUACUCUGAAAAAAUUCCUUAAGAGAAUACUGGAAAGGGAUAUCAGUGCCAACUACCAGUCAUAUGGUGUGCUAUCGGUGGAACACAACGGAGUUCCCAAACACUCUCACGACGGCAUAUGUCUCACUGUAUUAGUAGUCAAUAGGAAACCAUUUGAUGACAGAGUCGUGUCUGAAACGGAACCCCUUAUACCGAUAGUCAAGCAAACUGUUGGUUAUAUCGGGGGCGCCGUUAUCUUCAAUGAGGACAUGGAUGUGCUGUUGAUUCAGGAGUCAAAGGCCUCAUGUCGUGGCAAAUGGUAUCUCCCUUUGGGUCGAAUAGAGCCAAACGAACAGCUCGUGGAUGGCUCUAAGAGGGAAGUACUCGAAGAAUCGGGUCUUGAGAUCGAAACGACAGCUUUGGUGGUCAUUGAGAGUGAAGGGAGCGCUUGGUAUAGGUUUACAUACACUGGACGUGUCAUCGGUGGUCAACUGAAGACUGUUGAGGACAAGGAGUCAAUUGAGGCCAAGUGGUGGUCUGAAAAUGAGUUACAAUCAGCUAAUCUUCGCUUUGAAGAUAUUUUGGAUUUGAUACAUUGUGUCCGAAAUUAUCACAAAUCGGUUAAUACUUCGCAUAACUCAAGACUCACUGCCAUUAGAGCUCACAAUCAGAUGCUUUUAAGAGUUGUAUUGACUGUCAAUAGGAAAUCAGACAAAAGGCAAUUAAUACUGUUCUCUGAGCGCCCGACCCCUCAUUUGCCAGUCUGUGAAAUGGAUCCGCAAAACAGUUUGAGAGUAACUCUUAGAAAGUUCCUUAAGAGAAUAUUGGGACAGAAUUUCAGUGAAGACUAUCACUCAUUAGGUGUGCUAUCGGUUGAACACAACGGAGUUCCCAAACACUCUCACGACGGCUUAUGUCUCACUGUAUUAGUGGUAAACAGGAAACCAUUUGAUGAUACCGUUCCCAUACCAUCUCCAUACAAAUUGCUUGAAUUGAGUCUACCCCUGAAGGCACUGGUUAUGAAUUGUGUAAAUAAUCAUGAGACACAAUUGAUCCAAUGGUGGUCUGACUGA